GUAACUCUCAUACGAGCCCAGUCAUUUUGUGUUGAUUAUUUGAAAAUAUUUAAAAGUUUAAUUAAAUUGAUUUUUAAGCAUAAUCAGCUCAUUAAUCAAUUCAAUUCAUAAACAUAAGCAGCAUUAAAUCAAGUUUAUCAUAAAUCUGAGUGCAUUUAAUUAAAUAUAAUGGCACAAUCAAAGUUUAAUGAUUUAGCUGGAAAAUUCCCCAAAGGCACACCACCUGGACUUGGUUUAGCCUUAAAACUAGCAGUAGGUGUUGGAGCUGCUGCCUAUGGAAUGUCUCAAUCAGUCUAUACUGUUGAGGGUGGUCAUCGUGCAAUCAUUUUUAGCAGAUUGACUGGAGUUCAACAAGACGUUCAUUCAGAAGGACUUCAUUUUCGCAUUCCGUGGUUCCAAUAUCCAAUUAUCUAUGACAUUCGUUCACGUCCAAGAAAGAUUUCAUCACCAACAGGAUCUAAAGAUUUGCAGAUGGUUAACAUUUCUCUUCGUGUCUUGUCUCGACCAAAUGCAAACAGCUUGCCAACUAUGUAUCGUCAAUUGGGCUUGGAUUAUGAUGAAAAAGUACUUCCAUCAAUCUGUAAUGAGGUCCUUAAGAGUGUCGUUGCUAAGUUCAAUGCCUCUCAAUUAAUCACACAACGUCAACAAGUCUCACUUCUCAUCCGGAAAGAGCUUGUAGAAAGAGCAGCUGAUUUCAACAUUAUCCUUGAUGAUGUCUCAUUGACUGAAUUGAGUUUUGGAAAGGAAUAUACAGCAGCUGUUGAAUCUAAGCAAGUUGCACAGCAAGAAGCCCAAAGAGCAGCUUUCUUCGUUGAAAGAGCCAAGCAAGAACGUCAACAAAAGAUUGUUCAAGCUGAGGGAGAAGCUGAAGCUGCCAUCAAAAUCGGUGAAGCUUGUAGCAUGAAUCCUGGUUAUCUUAAACUCAGAAAAAUCCGUGCUGCCCAAAGUAUCGCUCGUACUAUUGCCAACUCACAGAACAAAGUAUACCUUAAUGCAAACAAUUUGAUGUUGAACAUCCAGGAUUCCGCAUUUGAAGAGAAUUUAGACAAAGUUCAUUUAGAUAAGAUCAACAAAAGUGAGGUUUCAAAAAAACAGAUUAAUAGGGAAAUUAGCGACGUGAAUGUUGUAGAUAAAGCUGUUAAUGAAGUUAUGGGAAGUUAAAGUCAGUCGUCAUUUAAAUGUGUAAAGUUUAAAGUCCUCAAUGUAGCAUUAAACUCAAAUAUUAUGUACAA
Messenger RNA from Chironomus riparius, 1232 nucleotides. The record is from the annotation of a GenBank genome assembly. Lineage: Eukaryota; Metazoa; Arthropoda; Insecta; Diptera; Chironomidae.